This is a messenger RNA of Cyclopterus lumpus (lumpfish), 794 nucleotides long. RefSeq names its product heme-binding protein soul5 (gene soul5). The record is from RefSeq and is a predicted model, not a curated record. Gene Ontology annotation, cellular component: cytoplasm. Lineage: Eukaryota; Metazoa; Chordata; Actinopteri; Perciformes; Cyclopteridae. The transcript is spliced from 7 exons. The coding region runs from base 1 to 660 and encodes 219 amino acids.
AUGCUGAUUUACCUUUCAGGGCUUGUUGGCUUCCUGCUAGUCUUCACAGCUGAGGCCAGAGUCGGAAACUCGUCGGAGUUAAAUGUCUGCACCGAGACAGAACAAUGCCUGCUGUUCGAUCUGAUUUGUAAAACUGAUGAUUACGAAGUCCGUCACUACGACUCAGUCAAUUGGGUUUCAACUGACGAAAAAAGCUGGAGCAUGGACUACGCAUCAAUAAAAGCAUUCAGACGACUGUUUGGCUACAUCAAACGAAAUAACAUUAAAAUGACGGCUCCUGUUACUUUGAAACUCUCUGACAAAACGUCCUUCUUUCGAACGGGUAUCUACACAAUGAGUUUCUUGCUGCCGGUUGAACAUCAACAAAGUCCCAUCCAACCUACUGAUGAAAAGGUGUACAUCAACAAAGUCCCAGAUAUGAAAGUGUACGUGCGGAGCUACGGAGGAUGGAUGAUGAGCUGGACCGACAGAAGCCAAGCCAAAACUCUGUCCUCUGCCCUAGAUUCAGUGGGUGCAGAGUACAACGGUAGCUUCCACUACGCUGUUGGAUAUAACAGUCCGAUGACAUUGUUCAAAAGGCACAAUGAGGUGUGGUACGUCGUUCAGGAUGAGCCGGUGUGUGGCAGCAGUGAGGAAAGGGAUAUGUCUCAUAUCUCUUGAAUAUUAUAAACAGUGUGCAAUGACGGCUUACAGUUAACAUGCUAUAUGAAGAGAUGUUUUAGCUGGACUUUGCCUCAAGUCCUAAAAUGUCAUAUAGAUAACUUGCCAGCAAGAGCACCGAUUUUAAAAAAUGC